AGGCGGAACCGGAAGUGGUGGGGGACGUGCCGGUCCCCAGCAUGGCGGCCGCCUGGCCCUCCCGGCCGGCUGUUCCCGAGGCCGUGGCUGCCCAACUCCUGGGUGUCCUGUGGUUCAUGUCAGUAAGCACGGGACCUUGGGGAGCUGCCGCCGCCGGGGGCGAAGAGAUGCUUAAGUGCGAGGACCUCAAAGUAGGACAAUAUAUUUGUAAAGAUCCAAAAAUAAAUGAUGCUACACAAGAACCAGUUAACUGUACAAACUACACAGCUGAUGUGGAAUGUUUUCCAGCACCCAACAUAACUUGUAAGGAUUUGCAUGGCAAUGAAACACAUUUUACUGGAAAGGAACUUGGUUUUCGCAAGCCCAUAUCUUGCCGAAAUGUAAAUGGCUAUUCAUACAAAGUGGCGGUUGCACUGUCUCUUUUUCUUGGAUGGUUGGGAGCAGAUCGAUUUUACCUUGGAUAUCCUGCCUUGGGUUUGUUAAAGUUUUGCACUGUAGGGUUUUGUGGAAUUGGGAGCCUGAUUGAUUUCAUUCUUAUUUCAAUGCAGAUUGUUGGACCUUCAGAUGGAAGUAGUUACAUUAUAGAUUAUUAUGGAACCAGACUUACACGGCUGAGUAUUACUAAUGAGACAUUUAGAAAAACACAAUUGUAUCCAUAAAUACUUUAAAAAGAAACAGAUUUGGUCCUUGUUGAUUUUAAUAUCGAACUCUCAGUAUGUGGAUUUCCAGAUUUUCCUUUUUUCUUCUUCACAUACCAUUUUAUGGAUUCUAUAUAAUUUUUUGUUGUUGAUGGUGUCUUUGUUUUAUUUCCGUUAAAAGCAUAUUAUUCUGAGAUUUAUUUAAUUGGACUUUCUUUGAGAGCUGUAUGAUAAUAGUCUUUCUUAGGCUACUGUCUAUGAGAUAGAUGGCUUAUUACCCUGAUGUUCUUUAAUGUCUUUUCCAAGGGCAAGUUGCCACUUGUCAUUUUGGCUUCUGAAAAAUAAAAGUAUGACUCAGUCACA
Molecule: messenger RNA, 1001 nt
Organism: Rhinolophus ferrumequinum (greater horseshoe bat)
Lineage: Eukaryota; Metazoa; Chordata; Mammalia; Chiroptera; Rhinolophidae
Gene: TM2D1
Product: TM2 domain containing 1
Exons: 7
Coding region: 42-659 (205 amino acids)
Biological process (GO): apoptotic signaling pathway
Molecular function (GO): G protein-coupled receptor activity; amyloid-beta binding
Source: RefSeq, a predicted model, not a curated record